Trichobilharzia szidati is the source of this 2985-nucleotide messenger RNA. The record is from the annotation of a GenBank genome assembly. NCBI's taxonomy places the organism in Eukaryota, Metazoa, Platyhelminthes, Trematoda, Strigeidida, Schistosomatidae.
GUUAUUUUGGAGUCUUGGAUACAGUGGCGCCCAACCCAAACAUCAGAAAAUAAAUAAAGAAGCUGUUAAAUAACAAAUUAUCACUUACACCUCGAAGUGUUAUGGGGUCUCAGGGGAAGAAACAAAUUUGAGGACCGGUAUUACAGUGCUGAUAUCAGGUUAUGUGUAUGAACAAAAGGUAUCUGUGAUCAAAAUUCCAAAAUUAAAGCUGUGUGGGAGAUGGAAAGUGACAAAGAAGACAAGUCAUUUGAAGAGGAAAAUAAGAAUACGGAUAUGAAAGAUGGAUUAUUUUCUGAAGAACCUAUUGAACCUCAAAACAGAGACCGAGUGGAUUUCGGGACAAAUGUUCAAGACACCGAGCAUCAUGAGUCCUCAAACUUUCUCACAGUCGGCACUACAGUGGAAGAAGGUGAAAACGAUGUUAGGUACAAUGGUAAUAUAAAUAAUGCCAAAGAAGCCUCUAAUUCCAUCAAGGAUCCUUAUAUACAUGAUGAUAAUGUGAAGUAUGAUUAUCCUGUUUUCUACAGCGAACCCAAAGACAGCGUAACUGUUCACAUAGAUUCGGCCUAUGGAAUAUUGACGGAAAUAUUUUUUGUCCCUGAGAAAUACACUGUCUCGGAUGUUAGAAUUUUGUUAGUCAGAGAUACUGGUUUGAAAGAAGAAAACUUUAUGCUCCAAUACAAAGGUGAACUGGUAAGCUUUGAUACUCCCCUGAUUACUUUAGCAGAGGAGAAUAAGCUAGUGAAUUUCUCACUUUUAUUACGAAAUGCUGAGGACUCAUUAAAAAUUAAGCUAGGAAGCCGUGAAGUAAUCUACACCUCAGGACUUGUUGUUAAAAUUUAUGGUAGAAAAACAACGGUAACAGAAGACCCUUACAGUCAACAAAGUAUUAUGAUAGUCCAAAAAGAAGGUGGAACAGACAAGGAGCAAGAAUUUAUUCACAUAAAUUGGUUGCCACAUAACCAUCAUAAACCAUUCUUGGGCGGCUACAGGAAUAUUCUUACAGACUGCAAAUACCAUAAUGCAUCCACACAAACAAAACCAUUACCACGGAAAAUUAAGGAAACUGUGCAAACAUCGAGAGAUACACAGACAUACAAAAUGCGUCAUUUUGGAAACAUGACAGUUAACCAUAUGUCCACACAGUUUUCAAUGCCAGGAUUUUUUGUGUCCAAUAGCCAAGAUAGAGUGAAAACUCCCGGACCAUAUGAGUCAGCGGAUGAAUAUCUUGCUCGAGUAUUGCAGAAGAUUAUUAUCAUUCAAAAGUAUAUACGUCGAUGGCUUGCAAAGAAAAGAGUGGCGCGUUUAAAGCAGAUGAGAGAUGACUAUCUGGCUUGGGAGGAAGCCAAAGCUCAGGAAUACAAAGACGAAAUUGCAAGAAGAAUGGCGCAUGACUUUGAGCGAAGGCUUCAUCCGAAAACUGCAGCUGACUUUGACAGGUUGUACAAUGCUUUGGAAGCAUGGAGGAGAGAAGAAGUACAGAAAAUAGAAGAGCAAAAUUUAACAGAAGCAGAAAAGAAAGCAGCUUUAGCAUUAAUACUGAAUGAAGAGGCUGAAUUGAUAACAGCUAUAACCAGACACCAGAUAUGUAUAACCAAGAAGAAUGCAGAAAAAAUUCGGUCUCAUUGUCUAAAAAAAGCUGCUGCUCCGCACAGAUGGACAUCUGCAAUUGACGGAAGAAUAAUUGAAGUUGCAACUGCUGAAACGAAUCGAGCAAAAGAGCUUCUAGAUAUAUAUGAAAGUUUAAGUCUGGAAGGUUUAACACAAAAUGAAAGACUAGACAUACUUCUGACGCUAAAACAGACAGUUACUCCAUAUAAUAUGAAACUUAGCAGGGAGAUAGUUGGACUAGUUGACAGAGAAGCAGAGUUAAUUAUGCGUGGUGUUCCAUGCAAACAGUUAUCUGGACUGAGGCAGAGAAUUCGGAAUAGAUUCAUUCAAUUUGCAAAGUUACCUCAAGUUAACCCAGAAGUGGGAAAAUACCUUGCGGUACCUACAAACACACAGGAAGGAGAAGUACCAUCAUUAAUACAAGAUAUUCAAUACUGCGUAUCGUGUGGACGAUACCUGAAGAAAAAAUGCUUCCCACUCAGUGCACGAGCUAACAGUCUAGUUCCGUGCGAAUCGUGCAGACGUAAUGAUAAUCGAGGAAGAAAUCGACUAGAUCUUGAGCCGUAUCAAUAUAUAUUAUUAGAACUACGAGAAAAUGAGUCUAGGUUAGUAGAGAAAAUGAAAAAAAUUGCAAAGGACAAUGCUCGAGAGGCAGAACUACAAAGAUUAGAACGAGGUGAAUCUCCUCAACCAGAUACAGAUAUCAUUAUCAAUGGAGAUGAUGAUAAGGGUGUUUCCAUAAAUCCGCUCCCAUUCUUGAUAAACAAAGAAGAUAUAAGAUUUAUAAUCGAUCAAAUCUGGGAAAAUCGAUCAGUCCUAUCAGGCUGGACAGAUUUAUUUGAUUUAACAUUAACUCGAUGGAAAAUCAAUGAACCAUGGUCACCUUGGAAUACUAUAGUUGUGACUAGAGAGGAGGCUGAAAUUCAUGCAAACUUAGGUAAAUUGAAAGUGGAAGAUAUUUAUGCAGAUCCUCUAAUCAACUUAGUGAAUCAAAGGCUUAUAAUGGGUAAGAAUGAAUUUUUGAGAUUAUAUAGCAACGGUAAGAAAAUGGCUAAGGAAAUUUUGAUUAAUACUAAAAGAAUGCAAAACCCAGAGAAUACUUCACAAUGGCUGAAAGAAAAACGUCAAAAGUUGCCACCUUUAAUGAAUAUCCCACAAUCACAAGUAAUUAAGUCUCAUGCGCCCACGUAUCAACCACCAGAUAUUUUAUUACCUGUUAUAAAAGGUGAGAGAAGAUGGAGUUCUUUAACAAAAGACAGUUCAUGCACAACAUAAACGAUAUAACCUGAAGGAUGGUAAAGAUUACUUCUUGAUGCCAAAUCACUUCUAUUAUCAUUCAAAUAUAUUUAAAAAUCAAGUCUGUUUUGCUGCGUG